GGGCUGUCAGAUGGGAAUAACGUGACAAAGGCGAGUUUUUCUCUAUUCCGCUGUAUUUUCCUGUAAAAAUAUGUAUCUGAAGAGUUUACAACUCAGUGUCGAAUUGUGAUCAACAAUUAACCUUAUAGACCAAUAACGUUUCGCAUUACCGAGUUAAUUAAUAGCGACGUUUAUUGCAUACUUCACUAGAUGCUUGCACUUUUAUAUUAGAUCCUCAUUCAUACGGGCAGAGAUAGCAGCGUCAAUGAGCAUACGAGCAUUGUGGGUUGUCUCCCACGAGAAGGGUGAAUCUGGAAAAGUGCGAUUUUCCAGACGGUACCCGACAGCUGAGUUUCAUGCCAAAUCCUUGGCUGGAGCUCAGUAUGUGGCUGUUCCAGAGGACUGUGUUUUACCUCAGCUUCUGCUGACAGAAUUGGGACAGGUGGAUCCUGACAAACCUUACAUAGACAUACGGGAUGACUGUGCCCGGCCACAGCGUUCACCGGCUGUGGAGCUCUGUGUUGAAGGCCCGGGUGGGAGAACUCUCUGGCCUGUGCUGACUGUCACUCAAGGAGAAAUAAUCUUAGCCUGCCUUCCUCUUGUGGAGGCCCCUCCUGAGCCCCGGCCACCUCUGCCCAGCCUGGCCUCAGUCUCACAGGGCUUAGCUCUGCUCUCAGGCCUGCAGGAUUUCCUCUGUGGCCCAGGAGGUAAACUGCCGGAGCCUGAUGUGCUAGUGUCCCGCCUGGCAGCUCUUCCUUCGAUACUCCUGCAGGUUUGCCCUUUGGGACGGCCACGGGACACCCCCCCUCCAGGUGGAACUGUGCCUACUGCUGUGGCUCCGAGCCCAGGGGGGGCUCAGAAACAGCCAGCCUGGAAAGCAGGGGUCCAUCGAGGAAGGGCUGUAGUGAGUGUGGGCCUUACAGAGAAAGUGAGGUCCAUGCAGUACGGCAAGAGUACUCGACAGGAUCUGUGGGAUGUGUACGGCAUGGUUAUGUGCAAAUGUGAGGUGGAAGGUGUUCUCCCCAAUGUGACUGUCACCCUCACCCUUCCACCCAAUGGCUCACCACUGCUGGACAUUCUUGUCCAUCCUUGUGUAACGUCUUUGGAUGCAAGCAUCCUUACUGCCUGCAGCGUGGAGGAGAAUGACGGCUCCGCUUUUUCAGGGCCAUACAAGUUUCCUUUCUCACCUCCUUUGGAGCUUUUCAGACUCUGCAGUUACACCUCACAGGUACCUGUGCCACCGAUUCUUGGCUCUUACCAGCUGAAUGCAGAGGAGCAUCAUCUAAAGAUGAAUGUGGUAUUAAAACUCCAUGAAAGUGUCAAAAACAACUUCGAGUAUUGUGAGGCACACCUUCCAUUUUUCAACCGAAACCUGAUGGGAAACGUGGAUGUCAAAGUGAGCUCAGGACAGCUUGAGGUGUCUAAAGAGAAGAACCUGCUGGUUUGGGUUCUUGGUCAGAAGUUUCCAAAAUCUCGGGAAGUAUCACUGGAGGGAACUGUACAUUUUUCUGGGACUGUUGCUGGACCAGCAGAUCCGCUGUGCACUGGACUCACCACAUAUAUAAAACUUUACUUCCGUAUACAAGAUUUGACCUUAUCUGGAUGUUGUGUGGACCAACACUCCGUGCAGGUUUACUCGUCUGCUAAACCACGGAUCGUCACAACACGAGAGCUGGUCUCCUCAGAAUACUACAUUUGGAACUCCACAGGUGAUGCUCCGGUUUCCUCUGGACUCAUGAUACUGUGACAGUACCUCGCUAAUGUAUCAUCUUAAAAUAUCGCUGCCAAUGUUUAUCGCAGAUCGCAGGCAUUAGGAUUAGGAAGGAUCGUGUUAAAUUGCCUUUGAUCCUAUAUGCAAAUGUUGCUGCUGACAGAUUGCAAUCACUCUCAUACAGUGGUGUAUGGUCUUUUCUAAUACAUCACGAUGAAAUAUAACAUUUUCAGUCCCGUGCUUUACAUGCAUUAUGUUCGUCUUUGUUUGCAUGACUCAUUCAUUUAGCUGAAACUGUGCUGACACAUGAUGAAUGUUUGUUUAUGAGAGCUUUAUAUAAUUCAAAGUAGAAAAGUAGAAAUAUUUUUUGAUGAGCUGAGACAAUGCAUAAAGAAAAGCUUUGAUUUGCACAUAUUUUAGACUAACUUUCAUCUUUAUCAAUGAGAAGUAAUAAAGAAAAAAAGCUUCAAUCAACUCUUCUCUUAUUUUGCUUCAGAUUAGACUCUGGAUGUUCACCAGUGUUCAAUUUUUGGUUUCCCCUAUUAGCUGUUCAGCUGGUCUGUAUA
This is a messenger RNA of Triplophysa dalaica, 2256 nucleotides long. It is a transcript of the gene ap5m1, whose product is annotated as adaptor related protein complex 5 subunit mu 1. The transcript has 8 exons. Gene Ontology annotation, biological process: endosomal transport. Bases 245 to 1726 code for a protein of 493 amino acids. NCBI's taxonomy places the organism in Eukaryota, Metazoa, Chordata, Actinopteri, Cypriniformes, Nemacheilidae. The record is from RefSeq and is a predicted model, not a curated record. Gene Ontology annotation, cellular component: late endosome; lysosome; AP-type membrane coat adaptor complex.